Messenger RNA from Tetrahymena thermophila SB210, 1068 nucleotides. RefSeq names its product transmembrane protein, putative. NCBI's taxonomy places the organism in Eukaryota, Ciliophora, Oligohymenophorea, Hymenostomatida, Tetrahymenidae. The record is from RefSeq and is a predicted model, not a curated record. The transcript has 7 exons.
AUGGGAACAAUAUUUGAAGCUUGCUCAGCCUGUAGCAAUAACUCAAACUAAUCUAAAAACGUCGUUUUUUGUAUAUGGAUCGCUAUGUAGCUGCUUUUUUAUUUCAUCAUGACUGGAUUGUGCGUUAGGGAAUUUUGGAUUAAGAAAGUUAAAAAGUAGCGCUUUUGGACAAAAAAAUCAUUUGUUUUAUAUGCUAUAUUCGCUCUUUCCAUCAUUUAAAUAACAUAUUUGGCGAUUUAUAGUUUCUCAUUCAUGAAAACAUUUGAUGUUUAUAGCAGAUAAAUCCUUUUCUGCUCAAUUUUCUUUUAUUUUAUUCAUAAAUAUUAUAAAAUGACAGACUCUAAAAAAAUCACAGAACGCAAACUGCUGUUAAUUGUUUUUUUGGUUAUUAUGCUAACUCUAAUUGGCUUGAUGUUAUUUAGUUAUUUUUCUUAAGAUGGAAUGUAAUACAAUUAGUGUGAAGAUUUAACAGGUUUGUGGAUAAGAAUAGCUGGAACUGUUAUUGGCUUUCUCUUUGUGUCUAUGGGGUUUUUAUUUUAUAAAAAAUUUUCUAUCUAAAAGAAAAAUUUCAUAUCACUGUUUACUAUUGAACAAGAAUAAGGAAUCAAAAAUUUCCUGGAUUAAGAAGAUAAGCUUGAGGAUUUAUUGAGUUUAAUAGUUGUCUAUUUUUCUACCUAAUUUUUGCUUCUAUGUGUCUUAAUCUACUAUAUGCUUUAACUGUAGAAUUCUCCUAAUGAGAAUAGCUGUACCAUUCUCCCACCAAGCUACCUUAAAUAAGCUGAUGAUGGUCGUGAAGCAGGAGAACAAAGUUUGAAGAGUUUUAUUUAAAUAGUUGUUACUUUUUUGCCUUUAAUAUAUUUAUUCAACUUAUUUAAGUAUAAAAGACCAAGAACAGAAUAUUCUAAUGAAAUGAAAAAAUCUUUGAUUUCAAAUGAAGAUUUAUAAAAUGGAUUUGGUAGAAAUAUUCAAUUUAAUAACUUGAUGAAAAGCCGUAAAAACAAAUAUAAAGAUUCAAGUAAUAAUGACAUUAGUGCUUCCUUAUCUUUCAUUAGUAAUAAUGAAAUUUGA